Molecule: messenger RNA, 1002 nt
Organism: Helianthus annuus (common sunflower)
Lineage: Eukaryota; Viridiplantae; Streptophyta; Magnoliopsida; Asterales; Asteraceae
Product: haloacid dehalogenase-like hydrolase domain-containing protein 3
Exons: 9
Coding region: 92-856 (254 amino acids)
Source: RefSeq, a predicted model, not a curated record
AUACUUAACUGGUUAAGUAAAGACAGAAUCCAGAUCACAACCGGUAGCAACCAACAACCUCUGAACGGCGGUCAUUCUUAAGAAAUACGGCAUGGACGCCGGCGUUCUUCUCAGAACCCUAAAACCUUCAAAUACAUUUUUAAAAAAAUCCAUCGGUCUACGAUGCUCAUCGUCUUCCAAUUCUCCCACUACAGGAACAGUGAAGAAGAGAGCGUACGAUGGUUUAUUGUUGGAUGCAGGUGGAACGCUUCUGCAAUUGGCUAAGCCUGUUGAGGAUACAUACGCUUCAAUUGCUCUUAAAUACGGUUUAAAUGCAACUCCAGCUGAUAUUAAACAAGGGUUUAAAAGAGCCUUUUCUGCUCCAUGGCCCGAAAAACUACGUUACCAGGGAGAUGGAAGACCAUUCUGGAAGCUUGUCGUUUCUGAAGCUACGGGUAGUGCUAAUAACGAUUACUUUGAAGAAGUUUACGAGUACUAUGCCAAUGGUGAUGCGUGGCACCUUCCACCUGGCGCGUAUAAAACUCUAUUAACUCUAAAAGAGUCCGGAGUUAAACUGGCUGUUGUCUCCAACUUUGACUCUCGCUUGAGAAAGUUGUUACAAGACCUCAACAUCAUAGACUUGUUUGAUGCUGUCGUAAUAUCUUCUGAGGUCGGGUAUGAAAAACCAGACGCACAAAUAUUUGAAACGGCUUUAGAUCAGAUUAGUGUGGAAGCUGCAAAAGCUGUGCAUGUAGGAGAUGAUCAAAAGGCUGAUAAGAUAGGAGCAAAUGCUGUUGGAAUCAACUGCUGGUUAUGGGGAACAGAAGUGAAGACAUUUUCAGAUAUCCAGGACCGUAUUCUUGUUCCUGAUUUGUAACUUGUAUAAGUUGUUUCCCUCCUUAGGGGUGGUUAAUAAAGUCACAUUUUUGUAAUAUAUGUUAUAUAUUAAAAAGGAAGUUAUAUAAAUUAGAGGUACAAUUGGAAUUAAUAGUUUAAAUUUGGAAUUCAUGUUUCUUUUUAAAA